This is a messenger RNA of Drosophila erecta, 2967 nucleotides long. RefSeq names its product GPI ethanolamine phosphate transferase 1. The record is from RefSeq and is a predicted model, not a curated record. Gene Ontology annotation, cellular component: endoplasmic reticulum membrane. Gene Ontology annotation, molecular function: mannose-ethanolamine phosphotransferase activity. Gene Ontology annotation, biological process: GPI anchor biosynthetic process. Bases 24 to 2720 code for a protein of 898 amino acids. NCBI's taxonomy places the organism in Eukaryota, Metazoa, Arthropoda, Insecta, Diptera, Drosophilidae. The transcript is spliced from 2 exons.
UUUUCCAAGUUGCUUCUUCCAAAAUGUGGAAACUUCAGGCACUUGUUGUGCACAUCUUGUUGAUGGGCUCCAUUUUGAGCACAUACUUCCAGCCCACUUUACUGCCCAACCUCGUGCCGCAGAAGACGAUGCUCGACAUGGGACUGAAGCCGCCGGCGGAUCGAUUGGUGGUCUUUGUUACGGAUGGCUUGCGAGCGGCCACCUUUCUGGCGAACAAUGGCAGCGAUGUGCCGGAUCUGAAGGACAUAUACCGGAACCAAGGUCGCAUUGGAAUAUCCCGCUCUUGUGCGCCGACGAUGACACGACCUGGACACAUAGCCAUAUUCGGCGGCUUCAAUGAGGAUCCAGCAGCUGCUUUGGUCAACUAUCGCUACAAUCCCAGUGAUUUCGAUACCGUCUUCAAUCGCAGCAGGAAUAUGAUCGGCUGGGCUCACAGCAAUAUUGCCGGUUACUUCAUGGACCUAACACACGGUGGUGCUCCAUUAAGAUUUUAUACGUUUAGGGAAAGAGAUCUGCCGGAGAAGCUCACAUGCGACAAGUGGGUCUUCAAUAAGGUUGCCCAUUUCUUCAACAACAGCGACAAUGUUCGAGAGUGGCGCAAUCACAAGCCGGCCGUGCUCCUGGUCUAUUUGGCCGACAUGGAUAUAGCUGCUCAUCGGUUCGGGCCACUGACCAAGGAGUUCUUCAAAAAGCUUCAGUAUACACAGCGUGGUAUUAGGAAUACCUAUGAGCUCUUCGAACGCGUCUUUAAUGACAGCAAAACUGCUUAUCUGUUGACCUCCGAUCAUGGCAUGAGUAAUGAAGGAACCCAUGGCAGUGGUAGAUCCCUCGAAGUAGAAACACCCCUGUUUAUGUGGGGAGCUGGCGUAAAGCGAGAGGAAAUCGAUAUUGAUGCCAACUUCCCCAAGAAACCCAAUAUCUCCCAGGUGGAUCAGACCCAACUGGCGUCACUGAUGUCGGCUUUAAUUGGACUUCCACCUCCCAUGAAUAAUCUAGCCCUAAUGCCAGUGGGCUAUCUCAACGUGAGUGAUGAGUACCAGGCGGUGGCUUUGCAUCUGAACGUCUUGCAACUUUUGUCGCAAGCUGAAAUUCUUAUAAGGCGCCAUGAAAGUGCGUUGUUUUACAAGUGGCUGCCAAAGUUUAAUCAACUGCACUUAGAACUAAUUGAUCAGUAUGCGGCGCAGUUUGAUUUCCUGAAAGCACGGGGGAAUUUAACCGAGGCGAUGGAGAUAUGUCAGGAAUUCGGAAAACUGGCGAAGAAAUGCUUGGCAUACUACCAUGAAUAUUAUCGCACCCCUUUGAUUGUGUCCACCUCAUUGUCCUACUUGAUUUGGUUCUACUGCCUGCUGCUACAACUGACGAGAUUGUCCAAAAAGGAAAAGGUACACAGAAGGGGAUUUAUGACUUUCUCCACCCUGAUAUUGAUCAUGAUCGGUAUUCUACUCACUAUCACGCUGGAACUGCAAAAUGUGCCGCAUAUCACAGCAUUUUAUUUGAUUCUACCCGUUGGCAUGUUGAUCAUGGCUCAGGCUGAACGUCCCGUGAAAGGAUAUUGGAUAUCGCAUCCGAUAUGGCACUUUGGCUUUAUAUUACUGCCCGCUGUGUCAAUAAUGUUGAUGGCCUUCAUUUACAGGCACCUAUGGAUUCUAUAUGGAAUUUCCGUACUCCUUAACAACCGCAGAGCCCUGCGAAGGCCCUCCGUGAAAUUAUUCAUUUGGCUUUCCCUGGUUUUAUUAUUAGCUGCCAUGUUGUAUGUGGAGCAACGCAUUUAUUGGGGACUACUGAAUAUACCCCUGAAAGGUGUCUAUGUCCUUUAUAUAAGCAUGGUGCUGGCUAUUAUUCGUCCUUUGAUCUUGGGACAUCGACAUGAUCCCCGAGUCUGGAUCGUCAAUUCAGUGGCUAUGAUAGUCGGAGCUUAUGGAGUUUAUCAAUAUAAGGCCAAUAUACCCGUAUCGUCCUAUGUUUAUGCCGUCACUUGGUCGUUUCUUUUAUUUGCCUUUUUCUCGAUUGUGUACUUUGCCAAAUCUCUGCCAGAGGCCAGAAAAAGAUUGCAACUUAUUACCAUCAACAUCAUUACUGUUCUCAGUCUGCUGACCAAUUCUUGGAGCUGCUUGAAUGCCCAAAUCGUGAUAACUGAAUUUAUAUUCGGCCUUGAGCUCUACGAGGAAUCCAAGCCCACCAAAGAACGUGAAGACGAGCCGAAAUCGCUUAAGGGCCGAAAUUACUUAAAGGGCUGCUAUCGCUUUGGAUACAUGAUUCUUCUUUACUUCUUAGUGGCCUUCAUCCUGGCUGGACACUGGCUAUCCUCGUUCUUGUUCAAAUCAACAACCGCUCGGCUGUUUUAUCCUCAUUUUUCCCUUUACAUAGCCGGCAGCCUUGUCAUGCUGAAGAUCUUACUGCCUUCCCUGAUUUGCAUAUGCGCGCUAUAUGCCAUGGUGCCAUUUGUGCGGGCAAACACCAGAUCAAUCCUAAUCUGCGUUUUCCUGGUCAGCGAUACCAUGGGCCUCUACAAGUAUUACUUUGUGCAUAAUCGGGGAGCUUGGUAUAUGGUUCGCAUGUGUUUGGACCAGAUCUUACUAACCCAUGCUGUGAACUUCAUGCUACUGGCAGGUAUUUGUUUGGCUAAGAUCUUCCUGUGCGACACGACGAUGGAAAAGCCAGGACCAAAGAGGGCUAGGACUUCGCGAAACACUUUGGCACCCGAAGAAACAGAGGCCUAGUAUGUUUUUGGAACGUGUAGCUAAAUUAGCAGUGUAUGACUUUUGAUGUAACUAAGUUCGCAGUGUAUGACUUUUGAUGUAACUAAGUUCGCGGUGUAUGACUUUUGAUGUAACUAAGUUCGCAGUGUAUGACUUUUGAUGUAACUAAGUUCGCAGUGUAUGACUUUUGAUGUAACUAAGUUCGCAGUGUAUGACUUUUGAUAUUCAAAUACAAUCUAAAUUUCAUGUUAAUGAAAUCUAUCGAAAA